Hypomesus transpacificus is the source of this 2852-nucleotide messenger RNA. It is a transcript of the gene cfap100, whose product is annotated as cilia and flagella associated protein 100. The record is from RefSeq and is a predicted model, not a curated record. The transcript has 15 exons. NCBI's taxonomy places the organism in Eukaryota, Metazoa, Chordata, Actinopteri, Osmeriformes, Osmeridae. The coding region runs from base 82 to 1749 and encodes 555 amino acids.
AGCUUCUCCAAAGGGUGUUUGAGCAAAGUCUUUUAUUAGUGUCUCAGCAGAAGACACUGCCAGGGACAAAUCAUAUUGAAGAUGUUAUCACCAGCAUUUUCAGCUCCAUCCAGGGAUGCCAAAAAGCCAAGGGAGAACCCAUUCAAGCCGCCAAAAGACAAUGAUAUAUUUGAGCUCCGGAGCAGGGAGAAAGAGCGUAGAAAAAUGGAGCUACAGAGGCAGCUGGGCCUGAAAGUUCAUGAGAAGGUCACUUAUGCUGGUCGGGUGAAGGUCAAGCAGGCAAACCUGAGGAGGAUCCUGUGGGAUGGCCAGGAGGAAGUGGAGGAGAAGACUAGAGCUGAGCUUCAGGGAAAAGAGAGCAGAGCCCAUCCCCAGGUCCUCACAGCCGUGAGGAUGGCCAUGAUUAAAGACCGUAACAUCGACAAAGAGAGCAUCAGCGAGUUUAUUAUCAAGAAGCGAGAGAUGUUUCUUCUGGAGUACUCUCUGGCAGUGAAGUACGGGGAGAUUGCACAACUGGAGAGGGUGGCGGCUGAGGAAGAGAGGAAGCUGAUGCAAGCUGAGACGCUCCUUGAGAACGACGCUGUCAUGUUUGACGAGUUCCUUAAAGAGAAUGACAAGAACUCUGUGGAAGCCAUCAAAAUAGCUGAGCAAGAGUCUAAGGCCAAACUGGAGAGGAUUGCUGAGAUCAAGAGAAUUACUACUAAAAUGGUGGCCAUUAAGAGUGACAUUUCCAAAUUUGAAGACAUUCUGAAGGAGUACACUCUUUAUAAGGACUUCCUCUUUAAGCUCUCACCUCCAGAAUGGCAAGAGACCCAGAGGACCAAGACCAAGUCUACCAAGAUCCAGUCCACCACCAAGAGCAAGGACAAAGAAAAGGAGAAAGAGAAGAAGACUGGCCGUAACAUUGUGAGCAAGGGGUCAUUCACCAGCAGAGACCUUUCCCAGCUGAAAGACCCUAAGGCUUCCUCCAGACAGAACAGGAAGUCUACAAGUCCCAGUGACAAAGCCACCGUGUCAGAACAAGACUCAGAAGGCUCUGCGUACGAGGCAGAGCCUGAGCUUUACUACACAGACCCCCAGCAACUCCUGGACCUGCUGACUGAGCUGGAGGAGCAGAACCUGUCUCUGAUCCAGAAUUCCCGCGAGACCGAGGAGGCCCUGGAGGAUAUUCGCUACACCAUGGACUUGACCCAGAAGAAAAUGCUGCAUGAGACAGAGCAGCUGACUCAGCAGAUAGAUAUCAUGAACCACACCAUCCAGAGGGAGAGAGAAAGGGCCACCGAAUUGGAGUUGAGGUCCCGUCUUUUCAACUAUGGCAACUACAAGUCUGACGACCAGGAGGGAUUGCUGGACACCCUGGGCAGAAAGGUGGAAGAGGUGUACCGUAGCUGCGUGGGCGACAGCGAGGGCAACCUGAGCACGCUGCAGAUGCUCACGGCCAUUGAGGGCCGCCUGGGUGAACUGCUGGAGAAUGCUGAGAUGAUCCCCAGAGACCGGCUGCUGCUGGCCGAGCGGGCCAAGGAUAAGGAGAGGAGGCUCAGGUUGCGUGAUGAGAAGAUUUGUGAGCAGAAGCAACACCAGGAAGAGAGGUUGAAGAGGGCUCUGGAGAGAGCCCAGGCCGACAUAAAAAAGGCGACCGGAAAGAAACUGAUGACUAGAUCACAGCCUCCUGUCCACAAGCAAAAAAAAAGACAAGAGAACCCGUUGACUGACAAGAAGAUGGAGGAGCACCUAUACUUCUUCACUUAAGGGCCCAUACCCUAUCACAACAUAACCCUUUACAGAUAUUGACCAGACUUAUUUAACCCAUUGUUAUUAAUUUCUGAUGUAUUUGGGUUAUAAGGAUUACAAAUAAACUGAAAUCCAUGGCCACGGUGACAUUGUAUGAUGUUUGGGAAAUGUUUUGAAGUUGUAAUUAUAUCACUUGGCAGUUUUAUUAUUACUGGACCUUCAUAGCACAUGCGCUUGUCAUACAUUUGCUUAACCAGACAUUCCUGAAAUCUCAAGAGAAAACAAUAAUUUACCAAGAACUUUCUUGUGUGAUGCCAUAUUUUAUUAACCAGUAUUAGUCAGAAAAUGUACGUUGGUAGAAAAAUAAAUAAUACAUUUCAUAAAUUAUACAAUGAUAAAUGAUAAGAUACAAACCAAAAUACGUUUUCAUUAUAUGGUAGUUUGUGAUAUCAAAUGUUUAGGCUGAUGCUACAUGAAACGUUUUAAUCUAAAUCACCCCAAUAGAAUGAUCAUAAAGCGUAAAAAACUAAACAAUGAUUGACCAAAACAUUUGUACCUAAAUCCACCUGACUUCCUCUAUCUUCACAUGAGAUCCUCCAUUUUCCCGAUACAUUUUUAAACACGGUUUUUGUAUUUGGUUAAUAGUCUAUAUUUAAAACAAUGCAAACAAAAAACCAAAUCAACUUACAUUUUACGUUUUUAAUCAAUGAAGUAAACAUUUUUCCAUCCGUCUAUGUAUGAAGAAAACAUUUUAGAUAAUUAAAAAGCUUUGGACAACUAUUUAUUUCAAUCCUUUAUUUUAAACUUUUCUGUCACUGCUAUUUUGUAAACAAAGAGAAUAAAUAGGGAAUGUCUCAGGUAAUACAGUCCUGACUCACAUGUAACUACUACAAAUCCAAACAAGGCAGCGGUGCAUGUUAUCAACAUAAAAUGCUACGUCUAGCUCAUCGUAACACAUAAAAUACUUUGGACACAAAAAAAGUCAAAAAAAUUCCUAGUCGACACAAAGCAGUUUGUCAACAGUUGUGGCAAGGGGUAUGGCAUAGCGUGUCCAUAAGGCAUUGUAGAUGCUCAGACAGGGUGUCAAGCACAGUGGCUUUGUGGCACCAGUUUAAAAGAAA